Rattus rattus (black rat) is the source of this 1496-nucleotide messenger RNA. It is a transcript of the gene Abo, whose product is annotated as ABO, alpha 1-3-N-acetylgalactosaminyltransferase and alpha 1-3-galactosyltransferase. Lineage: Eukaryota; Metazoa; Chordata; Mammalia; Rodentia; Muridae. Gene Ontology annotation, cellular component: vesicle; Golgi apparatus; membrane. The record is from RefSeq and is a predicted model, not a curated record. Gene Ontology annotation, biological process: carbohydrate metabolic process. Bases 91 to 1095 code for a protein of 334 amino acids. The transcript has 6 exons. Gene Ontology annotation, molecular function: glycoprotein-fucosylgalactoside alpha-N-acetylgalactosaminyltransferase activity.
GCACCGGGUGCUGGAGGGUCUGUGUUCCUGGGCGCUAUUCCUCCCUGCCUGUAUCCUUCGGGCGUUGAACUCGGGUGCUGCAGCAGAGCAAUGAAGGAUCUGCGGUUCGGAAGACCGAAAUGCUACUCCCUUCAUCUUGGAAUCCUUCCCCUCACGGUGCUCGUCUUAGUCUUUUUUUGCUUCGUGUGCCUGAGCCUCAGAAGCCAGGAAUGGGGGUACCCAGGAGCUGUGACCAGGAAGGCCUAUCCCCAGCCACGGGUGCUGACACCCACUAGGACAGAUGUUCUUGUCUUGACUCCUUGGCUGGCUCCCAUCGUCUGGGAGGGGACCUUCAACAUUGACAUACUGAACGAGCAGUUCAGGCUUCGGAAUACCACGAUCGGACUGACUGUGUUUGCCAUCAAAAAGUAUGUGGUGUUCCUGAAGCUCUUCCUGGAGACGGCAGAGCAGCACUUCAUGGUGGGACACAAGGUCAUCUACUAUGUGUUCACUGACCGGCCAGCUGAUGUCCCACAGGUGCCCCUGGGCGCAGGACGGCGGCUGGUGGUGCUAACUGUGCGCAACUACACCCGCUGGCAGGACGUGUCCAUGCACAGGAUGGAGGUGAUCAGCCACUUCUCAGAGCAGCGCUUUCAGCAUGAGGUGGACUACCUCGUGUGUGCAGAUGUGGACAUGAAGUUCAGGGACCACGUGGGUGUGGAGAUCCUCUCAGCGCUCUUUGGCACCCUGCAUCCUGGCUUCUACCGUAGCCGACGAGAGUCCUUUACCUAUGAGCGCCGGCCACAGUCCCAGGCCUACAUCCCCUGGGACCAGGGUGACUUUUACUAUAUGGGAGCCUUCUUUGGGGGGUCAGUGCUGGAGGUGCACCAUCUCACCAAGGCCUGCCACCAGGCUAUGCUGGAGGACCAGGCCAAUGGCAUUGAGGCCGUGUGGCAUGAUGAGAGCCAUUUGAACAAGUACCUGCUAUACCAUAAGCCGACAAAGGUGCUGUCCCCAGAGUACAUGUGGGACCAGCAGCUGCUGGGCUGGCCCUCCAUCAUGAAGAAGCUGAGAUAUGUGGCCGUGCCCAAGAACCAUCAGGCGAUCAGGAACUGAUAGCUGAAUCCCUGUUGGAGAGGCCAGGCCCGUAGCCAGGGGCACUCCAGCCUGUGCUGGAACUGAAAAGAUUUGAGAGACAAUUGUCACCCUCUAUCCCACCUCAGAGUCCAGCAGGCCCAGUGUCACUUGGCUUACCACCCACUUGAGUCCUGGAGUGGCAACCAUCUUCAGCUCCACUGUGUGUCCCUGAGCUCCUUGCAUUGAGUGGCAUGGUAUAUGGAAUCUUCAGAACACGGAGAGACUCUGUUACAUAGUUAACUGAGGGCUGGUGCAUCCUCCCUCGGGCUUGGUGCUUCCUCUUCAGGGAGGCUUGACAGAGGACCCGUGCCCAUAGGAACAGGCAGGAGCGCAGGGAGAGUCAGCCUGCAGUCGACAGAGGUGCUUAGCUCCCGUUCAGC